AUGGGUCUCUGUCCCGGGGCCUCACCGGUGGUCAUGAAUCAUGGGGAGAUGGAGGACGUUUCCACCACGGGGCCCCUGGUGCUGACAAAGGAAGCACCUGGUUUUCUGGGCAGAGUGGGUUGUACUGCAGGUGCCAUUGGGCAUAGUGACCCAGCAGGUGGCUCUGCUCCUGGGGGCGCUGUUGCUGGCCCUGAGCCCUGCCUCCCCUCUGGGGCCCCAGCGCUCCGGGCUGGCCCGUCCUCCUGCCCCGUCUCCCCAGCUGAGGACAUGGAGGAUCUCUCCAGCUGCUGUGCGCUCUGCCGCCUCACCUCCCUGCUCCUCCUCAUCCAGCUGCCCACUGGGGGGUCAGCAGAAUGUCUUGUGGAGAUUCAGAAUUAUCACAGCUCAAUCCCUCAGGCCAUGAUGGCUCAUGUUAUCCAACACCUGUCCCCAGCCUGCCCGGGCCUUCCCACCAGACUGUGUGUGUUUCCUGCCCUCACUCUGUGCCUCUCUUCCUUUCUCACUCCCAUGUCUGUGUCCACAGAGGGGUUCUUCGUGACUGGCCCCUCGGAUCCCAUUGUGGCAGUGCUGGGCGGAGACACCGUGCUGCCCUGUCGUGUGUUGCCACCCACAAGUGCAGAAGACAUGGAGCUGAGGUGGUUCCGCUCCAAGUUUUCAGAAGCCGUGUUCAUCUAUCAAAACCGAGUCGAGCAGAAUGAGGGGCAGAUGGCUCGUUACGUAGGGCGGACCUCGCUGGUGAGCGACUUCCUUGCCCGGGGGGAGGCUGCCGUACGCAUCCAGAAGGUCCAGGUUUCAGACAAUGGGCUGUACACCUGCUUCUUCAGAAAGGGAGACUUCUACGAAGAGGCGAGUUUGGAGCUGAAGGUGGCAGGUGUGGGCUCUGCCCCUCAGGUGCGCAUCACAGGGCCCGAGAAGGAUGGCGUCCGUGUGGUGUGCACGGCCUCAGGGUGGUUCCCGAAGCCCCAGGUGCAGUGGAGAGGCCUCAGCGGAGAGAAGUUCCUGGCGUUCUCCGAGGCCCACACCCAGGACGCUGAAGGGCUGUUCAGCGUGGAAGUGGCUCUGGUGGUGAGAGACAGCUCUGCAGGGAACGUGACCUGCUCCGUCCUCAACACUGUCCUGGGCCAGGAGAAGGCCAUGGCCAUUUUCAUCCCCGAGCCCUUCUUCCCCCAGGCCUCUCCCUGGAAGCUGGCUUUCUCAGUGAGCCUGACUGUGCUGAUGGCCCUGCUCCUUGGGGCUGGAUAUUACACCACGAGAGAACAUUCCAGGAAGUUGCUGGUGAUGCGAGAAAAGGAGAAUCUGCGCAUGGUGAAGGAGCAGGACCGGUGGACAAAGCAAGAGGUGCUGAAGGACACAGCUGAACUCCAGACAGAACUCGACACAACCGUGUGGACCCCCUCCCUGGGGCGGAAGUGGAGGCUGCUGGGAGGCAGAACCCAGCUGCAAGGGCUCUCCCAGAUCUCGGCCGCUGAUUCCCACCCAGUGCUUGGGAACCUGGGUGUGACGCCUCCAUCCAGAGACCGCAGGGACUCCUCCUUGGAACACAGAUCUGCCUCCAUUCUGGCCUGUCCUCUGCUGCGGGGCACUGUCAGGGUUAGCAACGCCCUCCCCAAACCCCUGGCCCAACUGGAACUGCUCACUGGUGCAGUGACCUUGGAGAGGUCAGGUAUUGGCGGAAGGAGAAGUUCCAGGCCUGUGAGUGACUUCGUGUUCUUUCUGGAUGUUCCUACUGCUGGCCCUGUGGCCUCUCCUUCAGUUCUUAGUGGUGAUGCAGAUGCUGGCACCAUCAAUGGUGGGCCUGUCACUCUGGAUCCAGGAUCUGCCCAUUCAAACCUUGUCUUCUCUCAUGAAAACACGACUGUGGCCUUGAAGGACACCAAUGUGAACGUAGAAGACACCUCGAGCGUAUUGGGCUUUGAGAGCAUCACAUCAGGGUGCUGUUACUGGGAGGUGGAGAUCAGGGAUGGAGACCGAAGCUCUGAGUGGGCUCUGGGGGUCUGUAGGGAAGGUGUGAACAGGAACGAAUGGUAUGUAGAAUCCCCAGACAAGGGGUUCUGGGUUGUGGGGCGGUUUGAAAUUGGAUAUUGUGCCCGUACUACACCUAUGACUCAGCUAUCCCUCCGACAGGUUCUCCACAGGGUAGGGGUGUUCCUGGACCACAAGGAAGGGGAUGUCUCCUUCUACAACAUGACUGAUGGCUCCCACAUUUUCUCCUUCCCCCAGGCUUCCUUCUUUGGGACCAUCUUUCCAUACUUCAUGAUCAAGUCAGGAGAUGUGUCCCUGACCGUCUGUUCCAAGGAGGGAUGGUCUGAGGGGCACCGUGUGCCCCAUAACAGUUUUUUUCUGGAGGAGCCUGUGAGCCUCCCAGGGGAGGGGUUCAGCUCAGGCUCUGGUGCUAAUGCUCCGCCAGUGGCUGAGUCUCCAUUACUCCCCUGCAAACCGGAGGCUGUGUCCCCAUAG
Mesoplodon densirostris (Blainville's beaked whale) is the source of this 2457-nucleotide messenger RNA. Its product is annotated as butyrophilin subfamily 1 member A1-like. Gene Ontology annotation, cellular component: external side of plasma membrane. The record is from RefSeq and is a predicted model, not a curated record. Gene Ontology annotation, biological process: T cell receptor signaling pathway; regulation of cytokine production. The transcript is spliced from 10 exons. Gene Ontology annotation, molecular function: signaling receptor binding. The coding region runs from base 1 to 2457 and encodes 818 amino acids. Lineage: Eukaryota; Metazoa; Chordata; Mammalia; Artiodactyla; Ziphiidae.